Messenger RNA from Papaver somniferum (opium poppy), 2205 nucleotides. RefSeq names its product protein ACCELERATED CELL DEATH 6-like. Gene Ontology annotation, molecular function: protein phosphatase 1 binding; protein phosphatase regulator activity. The transcript has 3 exons. The record is from RefSeq and is a predicted model, not a curated record. Gene Ontology annotation, cellular component: plasma membrane. Bases 300 to 2192 code for a protein of 630 amino acids. Lineage: Eukaryota; Viridiplantae; Streptophyta; Magnoliopsida; Ranunculales; Papaveraceae.
AACGGGGUUUUAUAUUAAGAGUCUACCGGUGUUUUCAAACAACUUGACCAUAUGGAGAAUUUCUUUGGAAUACUUGCCGACUUCUCUUCAUGUCUUUUGUAAAAGUGAUUCUUUUUUGAGAACUAAAAUGUUGAAAUUGAGAGACUUGGUGACUUUUUAUUUAAGCCUUUGCUAGUGAUGUUCAGUGAGGAAUUGUAGGUUGGAAGUUGUGUAACUUGGAAGAAUAGGAUUGACAUUUGACGGUUUUUUUUGUUAAGUCAAGUGUUGAAAUUGAGUCUUCAAGCCUCUGCAAGUGACCAAUGUUGAUGAAGUAUAGUUUGUAUGAAGCUGUACGGUCAGGGGAUAUUGAUCUUGUUAAAAAUCUGGUUGCUGAUUCUGGUGAUGAUCAUGAUAGUUAUCUUCUACUUUUACAAAUGAAGACCCAUGUAGAGAGUAACUUGCUUCAUGUUGCAGUGCAAUUUAACAAAGAAGUGUGUGUGGAAGAGAUUUGCAGAAGAUGUCCAUCGUUGUUAUUGCAACAAAACUUAGAGGGGGAUACUCCUCUUCAUAUUGCUGCAAGGUUGGGGUUAUCUGAUGUGCUCAGAGUUCUGUUUAAUUGCGCUCGUCAAAUGAAUGAAGAAGACGAUGUUGAAAAAGGAGUAGGACUGGAAUUAUUAGGAGAAGACACUACACAUUUUAUUAGUAGUGUUGCUGAAGUAAAUGAAGGGUAUUCGUCAUCUAUAUCAAUGACAAAAUUGCAGCAACUAGUGAGGUUGACAAAUAGUAAGAAAGACACGGCGCUUCACGAGGCACUGCGAAACUCAUCCUAUGGUGAAGUGGUGAAGAUGUUAGCAGAAGCAGACCCAAGCUUUGAAUAUUGCGCUAAUGAUGCUGGUGAAACCCCACUUCACUUGGCUGUCCAAUAUGGAGAGUAUUUUCAAGUCAAUUUUAUCUUGAACAACUUGCCGACCCCAACUUGUAGUUCCCCUGGAGGAAGGACUGUAUUGCACAACGCAAUACUUUACCACGUUGAUUCAGGUUUAAUGGACAUGGUAAACGUGUUAUUGAAAAAUAAGCGACAUCUAGUAAGAGAAGUUGACAGGGAUGGGCGUAGUGCACUUCACUAUGCUGCAUAUGAUUCAAAUGCAGAACUAGCUAUAAAGCUGCUAGAUGUGGAUCCUUCAGCUGGAUAUAUAAAGGACAAAGAUGGCAUGACUGUUCUUCAUCAUGCUGCAGGAGGGAAUGAUAAUGCUACUUUAUACCGCAGAAGUGAUAAAUUUAUUGAGAAUGUAAUUCAACGAUGUCCUGAUUGUUGGGAACUGCUAGAUAGUGAAGGCGGUAAUUUUCUUCAUGUUGCUGCUAAGAAUAGGCGAUUCAGCGCUAUCAAGUAUGUUUUCGAUCUGAAAUCAAAUUACAUGGCAAAUAAUCUUAUAAGUGGCAGGGAUAAGCAUGGAAACACACCAUGGGAUCUGUUUGUCAAAUCCAGAGGAGGUGUCAGUCUUGGGCGCAAGGAUGCGUGUUAUAAUAUUUUCGUACAGGACCCUAGAGUGAUCAAGGUUGUCGGUUACAAAUAUAGAUUCAUGGUUGAUCGGGUUGCAACUCAUGACUGUAGUCAGUCCCAAAAUACUUCGAUAGAAAACAACAAGAAACAAAGCAACGAUGAUAAACUACAAAGGAAAAAAGAAAGAACAAGAGAAAAGUUAGAGAAUAUGAGCCAAAACCAUAUGGUGGUGGUUACACUCAUUGCAACUGUUGCAUUUGCAGCUGGUUUUACGUUACCAGGAGGCUACAGAAAUGAUGGACCAGAAGAGGGUAUGGCAACGUUAGCUAAGAAAUCUGCUUUUAUUGCAUUCAUGGUAUCAAACAGUUUGGCGAUGCUACUUUCCCUAUAUGCCCUCUUCAUUCAUUUUUGGACUAGGUUCCAAACCGCCAUGGUAAACAAGUAUGAAUUAAUAUCAGUAGCUGUGCCAACACUUGCUUGUACAUUCUUUGCGAUUUUAGCAAUGGCAGUUGCAUUUGUGACAGGCACAUACACAGUUAUUAGUUGUGUACCUGGGCUUGCCAUACCCCUGUGUAUACUGAGCUCCAGUUUCUUCAUUUUCGCAUUUAAUUUCCUCUACAGGUCAUACAAAUGGUUGGAUGAGGAGGAUCGGAUUCCAUUCCUUAAAUUUGCUAUUACUAAGGUUACAUGUGCAUUUUUCUUGAAAAGUUAGAAAAAUCAAUUUU